GGAGGAGGAGGAGGAAUAAGAUAAAAGAAAGCUAUCUCCAUGGGCAUAUUUUACUUUGUCUUUGCAGCCACAGUUUAAAAGAUGAGACUGAUUCAUGCAAUGAGCAAACACACUCAGGGAACAAGAAAAUGAAACCCCAGAGAUGGUUUUAGGUCUUUUUCUAAAUUGGAACUGACCUUCUUAAGGGGUGCUGGACAUCCUGGUCUUGCUUGAUGAAUUAAUUGAUGGAGAUGGAGAUAAAAUGGAUUCAACACCAGCCUCCUCUGUGGGUUAUGACUCUUUUGUGUACUGAAGCCAAGGAUCAUCAAGGAAAAUACUGGACACAUGGAAAUUUCUUGCUUUAGACACAGUGAGCAUUAGCUCCGGUGUUAACAUUCACCAGAUGGAAAGAAUGACUUUACAGAAGAAAAAUAAGAUCAAGGAGAAACCCCCCUCUCUGAUCCCCUAUGGGAAGACAUUUAUGUCCCCUCUUCCGUUCUUUGAGAAUGACCCUAAUACCAGGGUGACUUUCAACAUCAGGAAAUCAUCCACACCAAGGACAGCCAUGUCUUUGGAAUAUUUACCAUAUUUUAGAACAUAUGAAGGGCCCUCUGACGAACCGUCAACUUUGAAUUUGGGGUCCUGCCUCCAAGAAGAAGUCAUUAAGGAAAAAGAAUGCAGGAAAAUAACCAAUGUUUGGCACAAGGAGAACCAGAAAGACUUGGUUCCCUCCACUGGAUUCUUUCCAUAUUAUCGAUCUCAGGAUGAAUUCUUAGUCAGCCCAUUUCUACGGAGCAGAUUACGUAAAGCCCAUAGGAUAAAAUCCAGAAAUGAAGAAAAAAGAAGAGAAUCUAAUAGGAAAUUUGCUAUUCAUAAAUGUAGAGCCUCCUUGUUAAGUCUUAAACCAAAUGUUGAUCUCCAACCUUUGCCCAAGAACUCUCCUUCUUGUAGUUCCCUUCUAUUGUUCUCUACUGAUUCCUCUGAAGAAAGCCAACUGGAUGUCCCUUUGUUCAAUGAUGACACCUUUUGCUCUGCAGGGUUCACUCCCUAUUAUAGAACUGAAGAAACACUUCAGGCCAGCCCCAUCCCAGUAAUUCUUUCUUCAGUUCCCAGAGGCCAUGAAUGGGAUGGCACUGAAAUAAGGAGAAGAAAUUGGAUCAUACCGACUUACUAUGGGGUGUGUCAGAAACAUAGCAAAUCUUAGAGAAUCCAUAUUUGCCUCUGAUAAAAGCAGGAAGGAUUCCAGCAAUAUGGCAAUUCCUCCAAUAACAGCAGCUAUUUCAGCGUAUAGAAAGAAAAAAAAUAGCAGAGUAGAAGCUGUGAAACAUCUGGAGAGGAAGCACAGGCAGAGAGUUUUGUCCAUCUGUGUUUCAAAAUUGAGAAAAGAGAAGGAACUUGGUCUGAGGCUUAUGAACAUGAAAAAAAAAGAAGAAAUGACUGCAUUAAAUCUCUCUAUGCCAAAGUGCACAAUUAUGCAACUCCAGAGAGGAAUUGGAAGCUGGAUCUAGGAGUCUAACCCCACAUUCAAGCUAAAAGCAAUUAAAAACCAAAAAUUAUUAAAUAGCAUAUCUUCAUCAUC
Messenger RNA from Antechinus flavipes (yellow-footed antechinus), 1558 nucleotides. RefSeq lists its product as uncharacterized. The coding region runs from base 383 to 1183 and encodes 266 amino acids. The transcript is spliced from 3 exons. The record is from RefSeq and is a predicted model, not a curated record. NCBI's taxonomy places the organism in Eukaryota, Metazoa, Chordata, Mammalia, Dasyuromorphia, Dasyuridae.